Molecule: messenger RNA, 1878 nt
Organism: Betta splendens (Siamese fighting fish)
Lineage: Eukaryota; Metazoa; Chordata; Actinopteri; Anabantiformes; Osphronemidae
Product: zinc finger protein 239-like
Exons: 5
Coding region: 196-1689 (497 amino acids)
Biological process (GO): regulation of transcription by RNA polymerase II
Molecular function (GO): DNA-binding transcription factor activity, RNA polymerase II-specific; RNA polymerase II cis-regulatory region sequence-specific DNA binding
Source: RefSeq, a predicted model, not a curated record
CGUUCUGACGUCGCCGAUUCAACGAAGAAGACGUUAACGUCAACAAAGACUUCUCAGAGUGGCCGCGUUUCCCGCGUUAGAAAAUCACACUCGCCUGAUGAUGCGUGCUCGGUAACGCCGGAGCGCUUUUCCUGGCGUCUGCCUCGACAUACAGACUGAAGGCCGACUCUUCACCUACUCCCCACGGUUUCGGCCAUGUCGGUUGCCGCGGAUUUCCACUCCCAGAUCGCCUCCAUCAUGGAGGUGUUGGCCAACGCGGCCGUCGCUGAGAUCUGCAAAGUUGUGGACGACGGAUACGCGGAGGUUCACCUAGAAAUGUCCCGGAGCCAGACGGAGAACGAGUUCCUGCGGAGGAAGGUCAAGCUGCUGGAGCUGCAGGUCGCCCGGUUCCGAGCGGAGAGAGUCAAGGGAGGGGAGUGCUCCGUCAGCCGCUUCGCCGGGGUCCGUCUGCUCCACCGGCACAGCAAGGACCCGCUGGGCGGCGCCUCCCUGCAGGCCAAGACCAGGUUCCUGACCCGAGAUGCAGGGGUUAAGCGUUCUGUCAGACCAGACCAGGGUGUGGAUCAGGAGGUUGUCACCACCACGAAAACAGAGUCAGCAGAACCAGAGGAGGAGCUGCUGAUCGUCAAGGUGGAGGGAGCGAUGGACACGGCCGGCACACACCACACGCCACCGCUUGACUCCAGCGGCGGCACAGGGGGAGACGCGUUGGCCGCCUUGGAGAACGCCAGCCCCGGCCAGCCCGCCGGGUGCCGCAGCGAAACGGAGGGCCAAAAAAACGUGAAAAACACAAGCAAUCCUCAGAGCCAGGACCAAGCGAUGGAAGAAGUCAAAGAGCAGCAUGGUCUCUCCCACACCCUGCUGGACCGGCAGGAGAGCAGCCACUCUGAAGAUGUGGAACUGAUGCCUUGUUCCACACACGCACCCCAGAGAGAAGAAGGAAAAGCAUCAUUCAACCCGACUCUGACAAACUCCACCUCCAAGUCCUGCACUGCCUUAACAGUGCACCAGGAGAGUUCUGGGUCUACACGUGAUGUCACGCGUGUUUCAGGGAACAGCUGCAGGGUCAGGCUAUUGUCUGAACAAGGGGGAGGUGAUGAAUCUGGUGAAGUGAUGCCUCUCAGCAGCAUGAGGUCACAGUAUCAGUUGCCCACGUGUGUUCGGAUCAGUGAGCCGCUCACUGACGUGGUGUUGGACAAUAAACACAACUCUGCCUUUAACAACCCCACAGCAGACUCCUGCUCCCUGCAGACCCAGCAUCAGGUGGACAAUCAGAGCUAUGGUCAUCAGGCAUCCAGCUGUCAGAAGCAGGCAUCUGGGGCAGCACAGCACCAGCAGCAGCAGACUUCUCUUCCCUUUGCCUGCACCUUCUGUCCACGCCGCUAUGCCCACCAGUGUCAUCUACGCAUCCAUGAGCGUGUCCACACAGGGGAGAAGCCGUACCAGUGCUCCCAGUGUGGGAAGAGCUUUGGGCAGUUCUGCAGCCUCAAGCGCCACCAAAUGGUCCACACAGGGGAGCGGCCCUUUCCCUGCCCCCAUUGUGGAAAGCAGUUCUCCACCUCCAACAACCUGAAGGUCCACCAGAGCGUCCACACCGGGGAGAAGAGGUUUCACUGUUCCAAGUGUGGGAAGAACUUCUCCUUCCACAGCAACCUGAUACGGCACCAGGCCCUGCACUCUGUCAGGUAGAGCAGGUGCAGCUGUGUGUGUCUGACUGGUUCUUAUUUAACAUCAGAACCAUGUUCUUCAACACAUUCAAGUGGUUCUGGUUUCAGACUGUUUUCAGGAGUAAUGUCUGAUUUUCAAACAUUACUCCUCAAUCAGUUGUAUUUGAAGGAUGGUCAUUAUUAAUAAAAAUGCAUGUCUGUAUAUAUAAUA